AUCUCUCACCCCACGCACUAAAUCACAAUCAAUCGCGGUGCAGACAGAGAUGGAUUGGGACGUCCACGACCCUGUAACUUUCAGCGUGGCCCCCUAUCCUCCAAAGGGCUGCUGUCACUGACAAAUAAUAGAAGUGAUUCUAGGAGGAGUUAGCGGGUCAAGUCUGAGCCCCUGGAAGGAAGUCACCGCAAAGCAAUGGAGGGAAAUUCUUUUCUCUUUAGGAACAACAAUCACAAUGUCAAACAGCAUGUCUGACAGAAGGUUCAGCGCAAAGGAAGGGUUUGCUUUGAUGCAAAAUAUGACUGAAUAUUUAUUUUUAAAUCCUUAUUAAUGUUAAUGAGUGCAUGCUUUUCAACACAUUCAUACAAAGUGAAAUUUGCACAGUCCGAUGGAACGUAUGUGCUAUUCUCAAGGACUCAAACUUUUCCUGUGUAAGGGUUAAAUGCUGAGAUAUAUUCUAACAAAAAAAGCAUAUAUAGAGAGGAGAGUUACAAUGCAGUGCCAACAAACAGUGUAUCAUCAUCCAAUCUGGCCAACCAAGGAUGACUGCAAUCCCCACUUUGUGCACUCAUUCAAUAAUCCACACUGUUUUGUUUUCUUUCAAUGUGAACGUAAUACACACAAAUCACUACGAUCAAUGUUUGAACCAAAGUGUCAAUCAAGUCUUUCUGACAAGCUAACCUUAAGCUGGCAAUUGAGGUUAACUAUGGUUAACACUUCAUAUACUUAAAUGCCUCACAAAUACACAAACUUGAAAUUGCAAGAAAAAUAAUCACAAAUUGGCUUUAUAAUCAUAUUUGAUAACUCGACAAGAAUUUUUCAAAGAGUCAGCUGAAAGUGGACUACUUUUUCAACACCAAGGAUAAAGAACUUUUUCUCUUUUUGGAGACACACUGAGAACUAUUUUAAGUUCCCUACUAAAUCCCAACUUUAGCUUUUAUUCUGGAUGACAUGUAACAUUAUUUACUCAGUGACCAGUUUUGGUGAGCACCAUGAAGUCAUUUUCAUACCUGGACUGACUCUGAAAUUAGUAUGAUUGUAGUUUCCUCUACCUCUUUGCAUGUGACAUCUCUUUUAGACCAGGGAUUUUUUUCCACCUCCCUGAACUCCCUCUUACUUUGUUCCUUAUGUACAUUUCAACAUUUGAGGACUUCAGGCAGAGAUCACUUUACAAGAUGAGGUAUCACCAAAGAUUUUUGUCAUUUUAAACCAAUUGUAAAAUUACCUAAUUACUGAUCUCAGUCAAGAUGUCCUUGAAGCUGAAAUGUGUAAGUGUCCUGUUAUUUUAUUUUAUUUAUUGUAUUCAUUAUUACUUACAUUUUUAAGUAACAUAUUUCUGUGUUGUCUGCAUAAGAAAGGCAUUAGACUAAAUCAUGCUUGGCAAAUUACAAAACUAGACAACAAAGCAUUCAGGGCUCCACAUAUUACUACAUCCCAGUCUUAAGUGGUACAUAUCUUCAUUACUGUUUCCUGUUAUGUAAUUGUUGUUGUCAAAAGUCCUGCAUGAACUCGACUAUCUAAUUUUCUUUUGUCAAUUCAACGGAGUAAACACCUCUUUUCUAUGGUCAUCAAAAGUAGAUAUAUUUAUAUUGUAUUCUUAAGUCUAUAUUUUUAUAUCUAUAUUUUUGGUGUCCAUGAAUUUGAAAGACACUCCUCCACCAAAAGUCCUCACCAAGGAACAUGGAAGUUUAUUUUUAUUUUCAAGAUAUGACAACACACUGCGUACAGCAAACUACAUUCUGAAUAGAUUUUCUAUGCAAAUUAUGGGAUUCGUUGCUUAGGAAAGUUAUGGUCUUGAGUUUAUUAUUAUUAUUAUUAUUAUUAUUAUUAUAUAUAUAUAUAUAUAUUUUUUUUUUUUCUUAAAAUGCUCCUUAGAAACAACAAAUUAAACACAGUAAUAUAAUGAACCCUUGUGGGCUGUCAUAUGGUGCAAUGAAGUAUGUAGCAUAACACAGCACACAGACACAUAGUGACACACACACACACACACACGCACGCACACACGCACGCACGCACGCACACACACACACACACACACACACACACACACACACACACACACACACUUACAUGCACUUUCCAGCAUUCUGUAUGUUCUAUCGACAGGAAGUAUUAUUUCCUGGUCUGCCUGCUUUCUCUUUUUCCCCACUCUCAAAAUAACAGUCUUGACAUUCUGCCUCACAUUAUCAUGUGCAUUUGAAGAGAUGCUGUCUAGUGCUUUCUGAUUUACUCUACAACAGGCUGACUGAUUGCAUCAUUCACAUGAGCAUUGACAACAAACAUCAUCCAGACAUGUAGAAGUCUUCAUGAUGCCAUAACACGAUGAUUUAGUAUAAAAGAUCUUAUUCUGUAUUCACUGCCAAGAGCUCAAGGAGGAUCAUUCACAUGUAGAUGUGUCCUUGUGGAAGUGCCUUAGCUAUACAAUUUCCAUUUAGAUAAGGUGUAUACACAAAUAAAGGAAGGACAUUGGGUUCUCCAUUUGAUUAACUAAUCAUAGUCUUUGUAAUUCCACUUGGAGACCUUGAAGGGCAGUGCCGGGCUGUGCACCCUGAUUAGCCUAUGCAUGAUUGCUGCUACUGUGGCACAAAUCAGUUCAAGUAACUCAACUCCAUACACUGCACUGUUGCUGUGAUUAAACAGACGAUUAAGACGUAGACUUUCUGUCCAUUUAAUCCCCCUGGCCAUUGUCUGAGUGAGAUAGCUACAGUAUAGUCCCUGAUCAACAAUGACAAAACACUGAUAGACUUGAGGAGAGAGGUGAUUCGGGUUUUCAAAGCUCCCUUGAGAGUGCAUGCUGGCUGUUUGUGAUGAGGCUGAGUUUAAAAGGACAGUCUGUCCUCAUUGUGUCUUACUGGAGGAGAGAUUUCUUUAUCUGAUGGUUAUACUGAAGGAGGAAAACAAAGACACAUAUAGCCCUGGAGCAGAUGUAGUAGGAUACAUGUAAGUUGCAACAAUUAUACCAUACAAGGAAGCAGUAAGUUUACAGCGUGUUGACAAACCCAACAAAACACUUCUCAACCUCACGACUCAGUCCUCGAAGUACUUAAACCCCUCUUCCCUCUUCUCUGGUAGGCCUCUUCAUCCCUUACAGUGGUGUCUGUGUAUCAUCUGAAGGCUGUAUAGAAACUCUACAGCCCCUCACCAUGACUGAUCUCUUUUGAUAGAGCUCAUUAUGCAAACUGCUCCCAACUCCCACCGCAUAAUUAGUGCUUAAUUAAUUUGAGUGAAAUCUUUCAUCUGUCUGUGUCCGGCCAGCUCCUUCCUUCCAUUUACAACAUGAUAUUAAUUUCAGAGGGGGGAAUGGUAGCCCAGCUGAUGAAAAGGCUGAUAUAAUUAAUCAAGUACUGUAUCUUUUCCUUCAUUUUUUUUGCGAGAAUAAUAAUAAGUGUGAUGAGCAGAGUCUGAUUAACCCUAUUAUUCUCCCUAAUUAGGGUGAUCAUUUAAUAAUCAAGGAAGCAGCACAAUUAUAAGAGAAUGCAAAUUAUGCCAUCUAAUAAAGAGAGUGCCAGUUCUGGAAAUUCUUGGUUUGGAAAAUUUAGCAUUCCUAAGUCAAAGGUUCUACUUUUAAUGUAACAUACAUCAAUGAUGUUCUUUAAUACUUGAGCCUUGAAUUUUUCCCCAAUCUGUCUGAGCUUUGUAAAGCUCGAUGGUAGAUGGCCAUUGUUGGGACAUGUAUCGACUGGGCCUAAAUUAAAUAUGCCACAGGCAAGUAUGUCUCUUAUGUUAACUCUUGAAAUUUAUUUUAUUAUCUGAAAUUUUUGAGAAUAUCUUUGUUCACUGAAAACAAUAUGACUUGUAUGUCUGUGCAGCAAGUAUAUAACUAGGGCCUGCAGCUGGUUAACUUUGACAAAGUAGAGUCAGAGAGAGGCCUGGUUCUUUUGAAAGAAACAAGUUUGCCUAUUUGCUGCUUUAAAACCUAUUAAAAGCAUAAUGCACAAUUUUAUUGUGAAAAAAAACCUCAAAGUUUUCUCACUAAAGUUUAUGUGGAGAGUUAUAUCUUGAUAUAGUCAUUUCCAAGGGUUUUUGCCUUUAAAAACCAUUUGUAACAUUUUCCAGCCUUUGGUUUUUGUAGGACUAUUUUUGGAAGGACAAGAUGUGUACUGUUAACUUGAUAACUUAGGAGAUGCUGGUAGGCGUCUGUUUCUAUCUUCAGGCAGAGGCAUGCACUGUUUUAUGCACUGCUCUAUGCCAAGCAAGGUGGCUGCUUCUUAGAAAUACGAUAAUUAGUUUGAAAGAGAGAAGGAAUGAACUUAAAUUCAUGAUUAAAUACCAUUAUUUUCAUUAAUGAUCAAACGAAAUUAAAUAAAAGCCUCAUCACCAUGUCAUAAAAUUGCUGAUCUGAGAGCAAGAGUGACAAACAAUUUGAAAUGUACUUCAUGUCAGCUCUAAACUCUCAUUCACUACAAGCCACAGUUUUGAUUUCCUCCUUGCCCUGUGUGCUUUUUAGAGUCUGAUUGCUCUAAAGAGGAGGCAGGUGAAUCUUCAGAGUUUCAAAGGCAGAGUUUCAGUACCAUGGACAGCAGCCAAAACGGCAACAAUUACAGGACAAACUUGCAUAGAACCUCCAUGUUAAAAACUUUUGUAUAUUUCUGUUCAUAAAUGCCAAUCUAAUCAAUCAGAUAAUUUUGUAUUCAACAGAGAUUCUUACUUUUCUUGAACCAAUGAAGAAGCGAGAUAAGCUGACUAAUAGUUGAGGCCAAUGAGAAGAAUGAAUAAUGUGUAGCUCCAUAUGUCAAUAGAUUAAGGAUAUGGUCCAUUAGGUCUGCCAGAGUCCAUCCUUCAUGGUCUGCAAUGAAACAGCAGCUGUCUGCAUGUUCAUCAAGAUAAUGGUGACCUCGUAUAUGGAGUCCAUUAGCAAUGGCCCUGAUUCCUUUUUUUUUUUUCUUACAUGGAGUCAUCAUCAGUAUCAUUACAGUCUUCAGGGAGCCAGUGGGUAACAGAAGAUGAACCUAUUCUGUUGUCUAUUUGUAUCAGAAAUGUAUUGACUACUAACCCAAAUGCCUAUCAGUGAAAUCCUUUAUAUGCCGGCUUCUUUUACUCCAGCAUGUGUGCCUCCUUCACUUCUUUGUGUCUGUGAGAUGUGUGCUUGUGUGUGUGUGUCUACAUGAAUGUACCUCAAUUUACUCCUCUUCACCCCCAUAGUGCAGCUGUGCCUCAGAGGACUCUUGUGAAGUAAUUGAAUGAGCCGGGGCAGGGGGAAACCUGUGGCAGCGAAUGUGGUGCCCGCUGGCCUUAUUAUCUGUAAUACGGCAGCGGCUCUGUCUGCGUUUUUUCAUCCGCUCAUGAAUACAGAAAUGAAUGUGGUGGACGUCAGAGGUGAACACAGAGGGGAGAAACAGGCCAGAGCCUUUUUAAUCAGUUCCCAGAUAGAACAAUCACUUUAUCCACCUCCACAGCUCAGAGGUGAAUUAGUGUUUAACAUUCCAGGGCAUGCUUUCUGGCAGGAGACUCUACCCCAAACAACCAAUGGACUGUGGAGAUUAUUGAGAGACACUCUGAUAUUUUGAUGAGUAAAUUAGAGCUAAACAUGCCCCUGGGACUUCAGCAAUUGAUAUGCCUGAUAUGCAGGAAGCCCUCUUUUUAAUAAGUGGCUCUUUAAAAGAAAAAGGAAAUCUGGUGUUGUUCCAUUGAAGCCUUUGUUCAUAUUCCUCUGAAUGCACAGUAUUAGAAACUAUCAAAGCAUCUAUGGUUCUUGGAAUGGCAUUGCAUACACAUUAUCCCGUACAUGUAAUCAUGGUUCUACUCCAAAGAUACAUCUGAUGUACAGAGCAAUACAUCUCUGGACCUAUAUUUAGCAAAAGUACUAUUUAAUUUGCCGUUUCUACAGAAUCUUUUCAGAAACAUCUGCCCUCAUCUGCACAAGCUCAUCAGCAUCAUUGUCAAAAGUACAGAUGACAUCAGGGUCAUUCUCAGUCAACACUAGAGUCCAUUAGGCUUAAUCUCAGAGCCAUACCACUUUACAGAGCUUUUCAAAGUAACCUGCUUUCAUGGGCAUCUUUAUAAAGUACACUUUAAAGUCUAGACUGUGACCUCUACCUUACUCUCAUGGCCAAACAAGCAGGUUUCCCAUUGAUCCUCUGGAAACUACAGUCUGAUUUCUUUUCCAGUAUUGAAGAUUGACAAUUAAUAGUUUCCAGGUCCUCCACAACUAACUGUUGCUUUCUCUCAGGCCUUAAAUUGCCUCAAAAUAACAGAAGAAAUAUACAAUUUGAAACCUCAUUGUUUUUAUACUACAACAAAGGACUCGAUUGUAAGUACAUGUAAAUUCUUUCACACACUUUAAAAGAAUAGGAGAAUAGAGAAGGCCUGAGCUGUUCUACUUUUGAAUAACUGUUGCUUUAAACCCAUCCAUACACAACUAUAUUUAAAAACUAAUCACUUCAUUAAACCCUGGCACUUUUGUUCUACUGUGUCAUUGUUCUCCUGUUGGUGCCUGCCCACUCUCAGUUCCAGGGACAAAGGCUAAAGCCAAGGCUGUGCUGUGUCCACAGCCAGUCUGAUUAAAUCUGGAUCCCUCGCUAGCUCUCUCCAUGGUGCUGAAAGAGCUCUCUAUCAGAUUACACCCAGCUAGAAUAGGACCUCAGCUAAUCCAUUACAAUAAUUGAUUGACAAUGCAUUGAAGGUGGCCAUGUAGUGAUUAUAGCCAUGCCCUAUUGCUUUUCAAAUUAGCUUUAGAUGGAAAAACACAUGGUGCCAAUCAUUCUUGGGCAAAUGCUUGAGUUUUCUCUACUUUUAAGGUGAGGUGGGUAAAACUGCUCAACAGACCUGUUAGUAGCUCAAAAAUGUUUGACAGAAACAGCCUGGAGAAAUGCACUCAAAGACAUGUCAUACAAUGCUUUGGAGGUGAAUUUAGACUGGUUCUGUCUGUCCUCAGGAUUAAUUCAUCCUGUAGGUGGUGCAAUGAUGUAAGACCUGGACUGUGGGGCCAGAUAAACGUCUUCAACUCAGACUAUUUUAUUUUAUUUAGGUUGAGCCAUCAACUUUCUGUUAGAAAGCAGAUAAAGCACAAUUUCAACAGGACCAUGUGUAGAAACCUCUUUACAUUUCGGUUUACAGAAGAGAGCCAUGCUUCUCGGUCACACUAUGACAUGUUUUUAGAUUUUGGCUACUCAUUCUUUUAUUUUAGCCUAUUAUUAUUAUUUUUACUUGGUUGUAUAAUAUCAGUUAUCGAAUUAAAAGCAUUGCCUGGGGACGAAAAUGAGAGGGGCAUCUAAAAUCCAAAAGCAUGCGAUAAGGUUUAGGAGGAUGUAUUUGAGACUGCCUUAAAGCGGCUGCAGCUGUAUGCUAAUAAGGCGCCUAUGCUUCCCGUUCUCCAGAGCAGCACGCGCCACUGAUCAAACACGCGCAUGCGUCCUGAGAGCCAACACCAGCAACCCCGGCCCACGCGCUCCACAGAAAUUAUCACAGGGGAAAGAGGAACUCGUUAAAAUGCCAUCAAAGAUUGUUGCCCAAACAAACCACGACUAAUAGAUGCAAACAGAGACGACAACAAAACGAGCGAGUGGAUGAGGCAAACAAAUUAGAUUUUUAACGCUAGUCCAGUCAUUUUUAGAGGAUAAUUUUGGAGUAACGCGAACUAGAGUGAGAAAGUCAAGGAGGGCAGUGAAAACAUUUGAACUUUGUCUUUAAAAAUCGUGACAACAUCUUGCGAACUAUUGUCUACAUGGGAAACCAAAAAAACAAGAGUAAAACAUUAUUCUCACCGAGCAGUCCACUAUCAGACAACCUAAACACUCUAACUUUGACACUUCAUUAAAUACUGAGAAGUUUUAAUCUAGUUUAAUAUUUUUUUUCCAAAGAGCAUUUUAAGUCAUUUUUGCUCAAGCAUAUCUGUCACUGAAUCCUAUCUCACCAAAAUAACGGUGUGCAUUCAGGCAGGUGAGAAGGCACGAGGCACAGACGCCCAUUGAAAGGAGGGCGCAGGCCUGCGGCUCAGCUCCGAUUGUGUAAUUAUUUGACUUGGUCAUACUGCAGCUUUAUGCAAAUGAGGGGAACAAUGUACGACGAUGGAGAUUAAUUCCUCCCUGGUCUGCCGACUGAAAGGAGGAAGAAUGCGGUCUCUGCCAAGUGGCGCACCGCAGCCUACAUUUAGCCAUUAAAACGAAAAAAAAAAGGACAAAAACACGAUAAAUGAAGUAUGCAAAGAAACCAUAGGGGGCUGGUAGAGAAAAUAGACCACAUUUUAGUUGGAAAAAGUUGCCUUGUCCGGGAGACCGAAGGUUGCAAUACAACUCAACACUUUUUCAAACUGUUAAUUUUUUCAUUGAAAUCAGAUCAACCCUUGUCUUAAAUCUUUAGCGUAUCUAAGUUCUACCAAAAAUCAAUGAACAUCCCAAAGAAGCAGACAUUUGUACACUAGAACAGCACUAGACUGCAGCCGGCAACAUGAGUCGCUUCCUUUCAGCUGUGGUUAUAUUUGCAGAAAUUUUACAACCCAGGCUUCGACCGCGGCCCUCUUUGUUUAGAGCUCUGAUUCCGCCCAGCACGCGUCUAGCUGUGGGCCAGAUUGGCCGUGAGUCCCGUUUCACAGUUAAGAGGUCAAUUUGCCUUUCAAACGAAUAAAAAAGAGACAGGGAUAUCCAAGCACGGGCAGACGUGGCUAUUGUGAACAGAGACCAGAGGGCCUUCUUAUUACUUAUGUAUGCAGCGAGAUGUCUGAUUUAUAUGUCGAGUUAAACUACCGAGACAGACACGUGCCUUAAAAUAAAGACAACUCUCCAGCUACAGUGUUUAUUUAAGACAUAAUAAAAUAAAGGUCUAUAAAAAACCGCCUUAUUUGGUUUAGUGAAAGGCCCGUUUAGUGGACACAAAGGUAGUGUGCUAUUCUGUGGAUAGAAAGUGUAUAAAACUGUAACCCGUGGAGGAACAUUUUUAAAACACUAUGUACCUCGUCCUGAUGUCGUCUGUCUCCGGUGAGUUACACCUUUCAACAAAAUCUCAGCACAACUUGAAUGUUGCUGGUAUUUUGAUUUUAUUUCACAAACUUGUCCAGUCCCGUCUUAAUUCUAAAUUGUGAUGAUUGUGGCAGUGACGGACAUUUCCUUUUGGCAGUGUCGGGGCCCCCAGAGGAGAGCCACAAAGCCGUGGCACGUGUGCAGUUGUAUAGGGGCCCAUCAGACCGUAAAAAGAGGAGGGUCCCGGCGUGUGCCUCUGUCAGGGAGGGGCUGAGCGCACACAUUAAUGUAAUAAACCGCCAGUACAUCUGCUAAGCUAUCCGCACAUCCUCCAACGAAAUCCACCAAACACAGACUCUAAGCCCUCCCACAAUCAAAUCCACUGGGAUUUGGUUUCAUCUGAUUGGUCCGGGAUGUUGCAACGGAGGGGGGCGAGAACAAUAGCAUCAUUCCGGCAUAAAAAGAGUGGAGCUAUGCCUUAGAGACGAAAACAUUUCAGCAACAGAAGGAUCGAUAUACUGGGGAGAUAAAGUCCCAUAUGCUUCUAGUGUUGCCAUAUUUUUAACAAACCUGGAUACUCGAGACUUCAUCCACCCUAAAGUGCCUUUUCGCUGUAACUCGCCAAGAUGCCCAAAGGAUUCCUGGUAAAAAGAAACAAGAAAUCUGCGCAUGUUUCCUACAGGACUCGGUUAGACGAAGAUGACCCCCAGGAGCAUCCCACCCCAGCUGCCUUGCCGUGUCACACGGACCCCUCCCCACCGAUGUCCGUGGCAUCCAGUCCGGACCGCGCUGCAGCAUCACCAAAUUUCGCUGCAGCCGAGGCGCCGGUGCCAAGGCUGGAGAAGCCGGCGCAAUUCGGCAACCCAGAGACGGCGUUCCAAGCCCUUUACAGCCCCACCCGGCCCAUUAGCAAGGAGCACGACAGGGGAUAUUUUGAGCGAAGUUUCAAUCUAGGCUCGCCCAUUUCUGCCGAGUCAUUCCCCACACCUGCCUCCCUCUCCGGCCUGGACCACCUCCUUUACGCACCGGUCGACCUGAAAAUCGGCACCAGCAACAGCAGCCGCAGCGGGACCACCAGCAGCCUCCCAGCACCCAGCAACCGGGUCAUCACUAAAAGACCCGCACCUGACGGCACAGAGCGUAAGUCGAAACCCGCACCCAAGAAGCCCAAAGCCAUCCGAAAACUCAACUUUGAAGACGAGGUGACUACUUCUCCCGUGCUAGGUCUCAAAAUCAAAGAGGGACCAGUGGAAAUGAAGCCAAGGGCGCAGUCGUCUGGGGAAAACAAGCCCUUAGGGGAGUUUGUGUGUCAGCUGUGUAAAGAGGCGUACGCCGAUCCCUUUUCUUUGGCACAACACAAGUGCUCUCGCAUCGUCAGGGUCGAAUACCGGUGUCCCGAGUGUGACAAGAUGUUCAGCUGCCCGGCAAACCUCGCGUCUCACCGCCGCUGGCACAAACCCCGGACCACCGGCGCACCGGCGACGUCCCCCGCACAGGGCGUCAAACCUGAGAUGGCCAAAAUGCCAGCCCUGAGUGUCAAAUCAGUCUCCGACGAAGCCAAAGACAUGAGUGACAGAGACACCCCGAGUCCAGGUCUGUCCGAGUCGGGCUCUGAAGAUGGCUCCUAUGAUUGCCAGUUUUGCGGGAAGAGGUUUAAGCGACAGGCAUACCUAAGAAAACACAUCAUGGGACACCAGGCCCUGCAAAAGAAAGUGCUGGAGGAGCACGGGUUUCAAACGAGCGACCGGGUAGCAGAGCAGUCCCGAGCCUCAUCCUCCUUCUCCUCCUCCUCCUCCUCCUCCUCCUCCUCAACAUCAUCAUCCUCAGAGGAAGCUCCGAACCAAAGCCCUCUCAAUCUGAGCCCGGUGGACUGCCUGCUGUGCCCGGUGUGCGGGGAGAGUUUCACCAGCAGGGCUGGCCAGGAGAGACACCUGCGUCUCAUGCACUCCUCCCAGAUCUACCCGUGCAAGUACUGCCCUGCCACCCUCUACAGCUCGCCGGGGCUCACCAGGCACAUAAACAAGUGCCACCCCUCAGAGAACCGGCAGGUGAUCCUGCUCCAAAUGCCGGUGCGCCCCGCCUGCUGAAACAACACUCAACACGUGCCUUUAAUGGGGGAAAAAGAGAAAAAAAAAUAGAGAAACAAAAAAGUGGCUUUGGGUUUUAAAAAAAUAUCCACAGUUUGCGAUGUGCACUGCCAUAACUCCAGGCCAAUGAAGGCAGGGCGGUUAAUGUUUAAGUGGUGUUCAAUGAGGUGUCUUUUCCAUGCCAAUCAGUGAUUGUUGAAUGCUUCUCUCUAUAUUUGAAUUACAUAUAGGCCUAUUUUGAGAUUUUCUUUCUCAAAUUAGUUUAUCAAGGAAAAAAAAAAGAGUACAAAGCGUUAGUUUGACUGUUAAAGGGUAUUUUUCUAGGACAGCACAUGUGUUCGAUGAUAGCUUCUAGACCUAAGAAAUGUCUUUAAAUUCUCAGAAAUCCCUUUCCCUAUCAAAGCCUUUUCAAUUCACCGACCGUGAUUGCUUGAUCACUGUAGCUUUACGCUAGUUAGUGAGUGAUAUACAACUUACCAACAUUGUACUGGUGGGAUGAAAAGAGUGAGUGAAGCAUUCCCUGUUUAGCAGAACCACAAAUGCCUUUAGUAUACAAUAAGCUUAGUCCGACAUAGCCUACAUACACAUCGAAAUUCUGCUGUAUAACUGCCUUAAAAGAAGUCAUAGACUGUUUUUAAGUUUGAAUGCUGGCACAUAUUCUAUUAUUGUUAUUGAAGAUUGUUGCAAUAUUUUUCAUCAUAUGUUUAUUUAUUUAUUUAUUCUAAUUAUUUUAUGUAACUUAUUGUUGUGUUUGACGUGAUUUUUUUUCUCCUGUGAAUCGUUCUGGCAGUUUACAUGUCGUACAGCCAAAAUGUUUGUUUGCUUUGUUUUUUUGUUGUUGUUUUUCGGGGAGUCAAAUUUACAGUAUGAGUUGUGAUAAAUGUCGUGGAUCGGGUUUUAAUUAUCAAUCUACACAGCUCUUGUAAAAGAAAAAAAACGUAAAGCUCUUACCUUAGAUGCAAUCUUUUAAAGGACAAGUUAUUUUCUUAAAUGUUGGCUUUUAUAGCGCUUUGAUUGUAUGUGUAUAUCGUUGUUGUCUAUUGAAAUAAAAUAUUUUCAAAAUGACACAUCUCAAAGUAGAUUUUCUGUCUCAAAAGCAAAUAAGCUUAAGACUUCUUUUUUAGUCAAAGGGAAAGUUUUCAUCUACAGAGCAAAGCUUUUUUUUUAACCACUGACAGAGUUAAGCCACAGAGCCCGUGGAUCCUUCAUCUGUCUCCAUGUAAUUGUUUCUUUUUAGAGAUUUUCUUGAUUGAAAGUAAAUCACGUCCAUUAUACUAGUCUCAUGAUUAACUCUCUAUAAUAAAGCUCAAAAUAAUGACAAAGGGCUACUUCCUACCAUCACCCCCCCUUAAAAAGUCAGCCUGCCAACCUUAAGAUAGGUUUUUCUCUUUACUCCAUCAUUGACUUUUUAAAAACGGAUUUCAAUAAUGUUGCGUUCACAACCUUAUUAAUAAGAGAAUAUAUAUAUAUAUUUUUAGUUUUUUUGAGAGUUUUGUUCGUGAAUUAUAGCCGAGCUGGUUUAAAGUGCAGAUGAGGGCCUCGAGUUUUCGAGGUCGCCAAUUUCAAAACAGCACAAUUCAAGUUAUGACAAUGUCUGUACACAAAAAAACAGCACAAUAAUUUUAAGUUGUGACAAUGUCUGUACACAAAAGCCUUCCCCUUUUCUGCACCGCUUUCUACAAGUUCAAUUCACUGAGUCUAGCAACUCAAAUAAAAAAGUAAUGCCCCCCCCCCUUACCCAAACCUUUGCCUUCGAGUCCUCGUUUGUCAAAUUGAUUGGUAAUAAAUCUCUCCUACAGUGGCUCAUAGACGCCUUUAGCUGCCAUAGACAGGCACUUAGAGCCUAAUCAUAAAUCCCCUUCUUAAUACCGCGUCAGGACAGGACAGGACAAAGAGGUGCUGGAUCAGAGCUCACCUUUGGAGCUGUAAAACAUCUGUCUGCUUUGCAAGACUCAUGCAAAUCGAUUUUGUUGGUUUUCCACUGAUUUAGGAUACAUCAGGGCUCAGUUGCCUUCACAUCUGACCUCCAUAACCCGUAAAACAUGAAGUCUGCUGUAAUUUAAGGGGCAGCUCCUACCUGUGCCACCUCAGACCUAAAGGCCCACCGUCAGAUGGAGCUAAUCCAGAACCUAAUCAAUAAAAUAAGCUUUAUUCUUCUAAAGAUACCGACUCCCGAAUUUCUGUUCUAUUGAGAGUUGUUCCUGCUCAUUAAUAUUUGUUUAAGGAAAAAAAGUAUAGUGUAAACUUUUUUAAUGUGCCCCCCUCACCAGGUAGGCAUCAGUGGGGAUGCAUUAGACAAAUUUUCUGUGACGAUUGACACACCCUUAAAGUAUAACUCAUGAAAUAAUACAAUCAGGUGGCAAGAACAGAAAAUGUCUGGAACACCCAGCUCCAGCCUGCUCUUCUGUACACUUACC
Xyrichtys novacula (pearly razorfish) is the source of this 13398-nucleotide messenger RNA. NCBI's taxonomy places the organism in Eukaryota, Metazoa, Chordata, Actinopteri, Labriformes, Labridae. The record is from the annotation of a GenBank genome assembly.